GUAGCUACAUUGCAAAAAGGUGUUGGUGAAGCAAUAAUAGUUGAUGAUGAGAAUACCGAAUUGGUUAACUCCUAUUUUAUAUCUGUCAUCUUUCAGAAAGGAAAUGGAAUCCUGGUUGAUCAUAGUUCUGUUACUGGAGAAGAAAAAAGUGCAACUUACAAUAGAGAAUGUAAGAGAAGGCUUAGCUAAAUGAAUCCAAGUAUUUAAGACCAGAUAAAUUGCACCCCAAGGUAAUGGAAGAACUGGCAGAGGAACGUUCACAUCCUUUCGUGGUAAUCUUUAAGAAUUACUGUAGAACUGGUGGUCCCAAAAGAUUAGAGGAGAACAAAUACCAUAUUCAGAAAGGGAAAAAAGAAGGACCUGGGCAACUACAGGUUUCAUUUUGACAUCUCUUCUGGGAAAGGUCCUUGAAAAGCAGUUCAUUUGUGAGUGGGAUGGGCAUACUACAAUUAAGAGGAGGCAGCAUGAGAUUGUCACAAACAAUUCACAUCUGCUGAAACUUAUCUUUUUCUCUGAUAGACUUGUCAACUUAGUAGACUGGGGAAUACCAUAGAACUAGUAUAAUGUCAAAUCAACCAAAUGUUAGAUUUAGCCUGCAGUAAAUUCAAUCAUGCUAUCCCUAACAGACAGAAAUGCUUGAGGAAAUAUAAUAGGAAAAAGUAGAGGAAAAGAAUGAGUCCUGAGAUUACUUUGAAGAUGAGCAGGGGAUUGAAAGAAGGCAACAUUAUCCAUUUAUGCUGCCAGAAACAGUUGUUUGCCCAUGCUGUUGAUGGGGCAACCUAGCAGUCCAGGUAAGUCCUUAAUCAUAAUAUUUAAGUGUAGAAUGUUUUUCCUACUGUCUGCAACAAAACUUUUGGGCAUUACACUCUAGCUAAAUAGAUGUUUAAUGCCUUUCACCAGGAAAAAACUGAAGAAAUGCCCAUGCUUCUCUUUUUUUUCUUGACUGAAAUGUUAGAGAUUCUGCUGAUCAUUUUGAAUCUGAUUAAACAGCUUCUUUCCACAAGCUGAUCAUGUCAGUUUACAAAAUUCUGUUGUGUAAUCCAAUAUUAAUCAAAAGAAUGUUUGUUUUGUCCUCUCAGAAAAAGCAGUUCCACCCUUCCACACAGUCUUGCAACAUACUUUACACAUAUCCAUUACAGUACUGUGCCAUCUGCAUUUCAAAGCAAUUUCUUCAAUGCAACUUAUGUAAGCCUGUGAAAUCGAAGGGGACUUUGAAGGGGACUUCUGAAAUGAGGAGAAGUCUGGUACUUUAACCUACAUACCUUUUUAAGGAUAAUUUUUGACUCCAGAUUUAAUUCUUAGGAGUGCUUGCUCAUAGCUGGAGAUACAAGCUGACAAAGUCUUGCAUGAAGAAAAGUACUGGAGAACUUGAAAGUUUGUGUACUUUUUAAGACAUCUAAAUUGUCGUAAUAAAGCCUUCCGGUGCUAUGGAAAAUAGGUUGACUCCCUCCUCUCUCUGGCAGCUCCUCAAAUAUUGGAACAUUGCUAUCAUGUCAUCCCUGGUCCUUCUCUUCACUAGACUGGCCAUCUGGGAAUUCUAAUAGACAACAAGAAAUCAUGGUGAAAAAAGUAGCCAUUGUUGGAGCCGGUGUGAGUGGACUGACUUCCAUUAAGUGCUGCUUGGAAGAGGGACUAGAGCCAACCUGUUUUGAGCAGAGUGAUGACAUAGGGGGAUUGUGGCGAUUUACAGACUAUGUUGAAGAUGGAAGACCCAGCAUGUACAGGUCAAUGGUUAGUAACACCUCUAAGGAGAUGUCUGCCUUCACAGAUUUUCCAUAUCCAGAAAACUUUCCAGCCUUUUUAUCCCAUCACCAACUCCUGGAAUAUCUGAGGAUGUAUACAAAACAUUUUGAUCUCCAGAAAUGCAUUCAAUUAAAAACAAAAGUGAUCAGCAUAACAAAGUGUCCUGAUUUCUCUAACACUGGCCAGUGGGAAGUUGUUACAGAGGCCAAUGGGAAGCAGAACUCAACCAUUUUUGAUGCUGUGAUGGUUUGUGUGGGCUAUCUUACUGAGCCUUUAUUGCCACUCAAGAGUUACCCAGGUUUAGAAAAGUUUAAUGGUCACUAUUUUCACAGCCGGGAAUACAAAACUCCAGAGAUAUUCAGAGAUAAAAAGGUACUUGUGAUUGGCAUGGGGAAUUCUGGAGUUGAUAUUGCUGUAGAAGCCACUCAAACAGCAAAAAAGGUGAUGAUCAGCACAGAAAGAGGUACUUGGGUAUUGAGCCGUGUUUUUGAUAAUGGCUACCCCUGGGACAUGGUGUUUCUAAGUCGUUUUUUGAAUAUUAUCCGAAAUAGCCUUCCUGGACGUAUCACAACAUGGAUGAUUGCAAACAGAGUGAACCAGUGGUUUAACCAUGCAAACUAUGGCUUAAUUCCCCAAGACAGGAGUGUGAUGAGAGAACCUGUAUUAAAUGAUUUACUUCCUUCAUGCAUUAUCACUGGAAAGAUCUCUAUUAUGCCUGCAGUCAAAGAGUUCAAAGAGAAUGCUGUUGUGUUUGUAAAUGCUCCCAUUGCAGAGGAAGUAGAUAUUGUUGUCUUUGCCACUGGAUACAAAGCUUCUUUUCCCUUCAUUGAUGAAUCAAUCCUCAAGGUUGAAAACCGUCAUGCUUCCUUGUACAAAUACAUCUUUCUUCCUCAACUAGAGAAACCAACACUAGCCAUUAUAGGCUUCAUCAAACCAUUUGGUGCAGUCAUGCCAGUUGUAGAAAUCCAAGCACGUUGGGUCACACGUGUCUUUAAGGGUUUGUGUAAAUUGCCUCCACCCAAAACCAUGAUGGAAGAAAUCAAUGAAAAGAAAAAAAACAAAGUCAACUGGUUUGGCUUGUCCUUUGAUGAAGUCCUGAAAACAGAUUGCCUUGUGUACUGUGAUGAACUAGGUUCCUUCAUUGGUACAAAGCCUAGUGUGCCAGCUCUACUUCUCAAAGAUCCCAUACUAGCAGUGAAGAUUUUCUUUGGCCCCUGCUCUCCCUACCAGUAUCGUCUGACUGGACCAGGAAAGUGGAAUGGGGCCAGAAAUGCCAUCCUGAACCAGUGGGAACGAGUCCUGAAGCCCAUAAGAACCCGAGUUGUGGAAGAUUCUUUGAACUGCUUCUCUUGCUUAUUGAAAGGGCUUGCCAUAUUUGUUAUCUUGGUUGGAAUUUACCUUAGUUUCAAUUAGUUUUUGCAGACCAUUUUGGGACAACCAAGGUGCAAAUUUCUGUUUUUAAAAAGGAUGUACUACUCCAGGUACCUCUUCAAAAAGUUAGCGUUCUCUAAACGUUAUUACAAAAUAUUAAUUUUGCAUUUAUUACUUGACCAGAUAGUAAUCACGUUUGAUUUUACUUAAAAUUACGUUAAUUACAUUUGAUUUUACUUAAAAGUAAAAGAAGAUGUAAAUGUUGACCUGACCCAGUUAACUAUUUUUUUAAAGGGCAGCCUUGGUAUGCCACCCAAAAGCCAUCAUCUAGCCUUCAGCUUUAGCCAUGACAUUUUCUUGAGUUUAUUAUAGUCAUUUGGGUAAUAUAAAAAAUCCUGCUAGAAUAUAUAAAAGUUUCAACUAAUCGAUAUUUCUGUGGCCAGAAAAGUAGGACAUGAUUAAAGUUCCUGUUCCCCAAAAGCCAGUACUCAGACCCAUUGUGAUUAAUAUUUAUUGAUAGACUUAAUUUUCUAAUCCCCUUCAAAAUCACUCAGAUUCAACUGUACAUUGUUUGAGUAAAGUCCAUAUUUCAUGUGAAGGAUCCCACUCUUCUUUCUAAAAGCAAAACAAUUACAUUGCUUUCCUUUCCUUUGCAUUGCUCUUAUUUCAUCUGGCAAUUCUAGUUGCCUAAGAGGUUCCUAUGCUUGUGUAGACAUCUCUUCCUGCCUGUCAGCCUUUCAAGGUAAUCCAGGCAGGAAACCAAAACAUGAGUACUAAUGCUACCUUUAUUGUAAAGUUACAAUAAGAGAAUCUUGCAAGUCUAAAAGCAUUUUCCCCUCCCUUGCUUUUACUUUCCACAGAAUUAGGAAGAGUCCUUCCUGGUAGGUUGCAUUCCACCUGCAUUUGCCGUUUGGCCUCAAAUUUUGUUUAUCAGACCAUUGUUUAGACAGCAGCUCUUCCUUCUGUCUUGCAAAGCUAUUUUCACAGCCCAUUACAUCACCUUUAUAGUCAACACCUGAAAGAAUCAGAGGCUUUGGUGCAUUUAUAUUACAGGUAGUCCUUGACUUACAAACAUUUGUUUAGUGACCAUUCAUAGUUAUGUCGUCACUGAAAACAAUGAUUUAUGACUGUUUUUCACCCUUAUGACUGUUACAGCAUCCCCAUAAUUACAUGAUCAAAAUUAGGUCACUUGGCAAUUGGCAUGUACUGUAAUUAUGACCAUUGCAGUUUCCUGAAGUCAUGUGAUCACCUUUUGCAACUUCUGACAAGUAAAGUGAAUGGGGAAGCCAGAUUCACUUAUCUAUUGUAUUACUAACUUAACAACUGCAAUGUUUCACUUAGCAACUGUGGCAAGAAAGGCUGUAAAAUGGGGCAAAACUCAUUUAAGAACUGUCUUGCUUAGCAACAGAAAUUUUGGGGUAAUUGUGGUCAUAAGUCAAGGGCUACUUGUAUUGGAACUGCCAGAUGAAACUUCAAGUCAGUAUGAACCAUUCUGAUGUGAGUUACUGCCAUGUCACUAUGGUAUCAAGCACCUCUUCAAGGGCAAAUAUAGCCACUUCACGAAGUUUAUUAACUAUAGUAGUUAAUGGAUUGAACUUACUAUUACCCUUCGUCUCUCUGCUAACUGUGUGUCAUGUCUCAUAAUUCUGGAUCCUCUGAGCAUUGAUUUUCAGCUUUUUAAAAAAACAUUCAUUGGUACCCUAAUGAUUUUAGGUGAGUUAGAACUUGGAGAUGAGAGGUAUAUUAUUAGUCAGAUGUAAAAAAUGGUAAUUUUCCAAUAUGCUGCUUCUAUAAUCCAAGCGUGGGUUAUCUCUCAUCUAUUUGCCAGAGAGUGAGUGUAGAUUUUUUUCCUUCCUGUUGACCAUGCCUCCUCUGCUCUGCUGAGCUUCAGUUUUUUUCACUCAGUCUAGCUAGAGAGGUGUGUGUAUUGUUGUUCUGACAACUAGAUAGAGUAGAUUGUUCCAGUUUGGAUUUUCUACCAGUGAAGCUGAAGACGAUUUAAGAGUUGAGGACUUGUUUCACAGGGCAACCUUUGGCUCAUUCCUGUUUUCCUCAGCUGCCGGCGGUGGCAGCUGAGGUCAUCCUUGGGGCUCCAGGCUGGCCGCCACCGCCCCGGACUAUCUUUGGCAGCAUCUGGAGGGGUGUCCCUCCCAGGGCUCCUCCGGACAGCAAGUGCUUGAUUCCUUGUUGUUCUCUUGCCGCCGGUGGAUGAGCUGGUUUCCCGGUCCGCCGGUACAACCACCACCACCUCACAGUGCUGAUCUUGUGGGCGGCUCCAGAGUCACUGCCCGGUCAGCCAUGGCAAACUCCAAGGAUUUUGACAGCUUCAGGGCGCUGGGAGGGCUAUCGGAGUCUUGUGUCUAAUUCUUGGCUUGUUGCACUGCAGAGAGUUUCUUUCUUUCCUUCCCUCCAACUGUAAGUGCUGGACUGCAGGGGCACUUUGAGAGCCAUACUUUGCUCUUGUACUAUAAAGAAACUUCAUAAUUGUCAAGCUGAGGCAGUGGAGGGAGAGCAAUUUCAGCUCUCACCCCGAAUUUGGGGGGCAAUUAAGCAAAGCAGUGCUUAGGGAGUCAUUUCACUCCCACGCAUUCCAGAUACAAGUAGGUCAUUCGGGCAGGCACUGGGAGAGUGGUUUCUUGCUGCUCUUGCACCGUUUUGCAACUGUGGUGGGCCGCAGUCGCUAACAGACUGUUUCUUUGAAUGUUGUGCCAUUUUCGUAAUGGCCAGUGGAUAGCCUCAGCGAAGACGAGCAGCUGCGCUGGGUGGGUAAUUGUGCUCUCUCACUAAGCCACUUCAGUGGCCACCUAAGGUGUAACUUAUCUGGCUAUUUUGUCCUAGGAUUACCACAGGCUUGUCUUUUGUUGUUGUUGUUGUUUCCUUUUAACUUCUGGUUUAACUGCAAGAGCCUUUUUCUAUAGGCUGAUCAGUGUUGCCAGGCAAACUUUUGAUAUGGCAGACCCUGUCUUAUCUUCAGUCAUUGAGCAGCCUGACAGCCUCCCCAAAGAUCACAGGGCCAAAAAGCCUGGUCAUAAGUCUUUUAAGGCUACAACCAGGCAUACUGCAGGCAGGAAUAGGCUGUUCUGUCCCCCACCUCAGUCCAGGAGGUACGUGAACUGACUCAAUUAGCCAGCAAUUUAGUCCACGGCAACUAUCAGCUCUGGCAGCAAACCAGUGUUCGUCUGCCAAGGUUUUCUUAUCUCCUUGAUGCCGGCGUCGCAGAACUCAUUACCGGAGCAACCAGGAAGUCAGGAGCAAACAGCAAUGCAGGCCAAAUGCUUGGUCAGAUAGUUCAGCUCAAGUGUUCUCCAGUCAGUUGAUUUGUUCGUCACGAAGUAGUAUAUGGGUUAUGGUUUUUAAUUGGGGUUUUAUUAUUGAUUUUUAAUAGUUUUAAUGUUUAGCCAAAUUUGAAUUAGAUUUUUAUAGUGUUUUUUAAUCUAUUUAUGUAUAUUGUUUUAUGCUGGCUGUAAACCCCCCUGAGUCCUUCAGGAGACGGGCGGUAUAGAAAUUUAAUAAACUAAACUAAACUAAACUAACUAACUAUAGCAGCCCCUCCUGUUUUUAUACCCUGUGGGGUGUGGCUCUGUGAUUCAGCACUUUCUAGGCCUGCCCCACCCCUGCUUCUGUUGUUCCCGCCUCUCUUGUCUACAAAACCUGGGAUCUAACUAGGGCUGAUUGUCCACAGCUGGGUCUGGAAGCAUUUCCUGGGUGAGGGGAGAUACAGGAGACAGAGGCCUUGUCACCUCCUCCACCUGGCCUGCCUCUGGCUCCUGGAGCUGAGCCAGAGAGGCCAGCCCUGCAGAAAGGAGCCCUGACAGCCCUUCUCCCUAACUCUCUGAGUCACUUUCUGGCAGGGGGCCAGGCCCGGGGGGGGGGCUGGAGCCACAACAUAGGCCUUCACCUCCUUUGCCGUCUAAAAGGUCUACUAUUCAGACAAAGGCACUAAAAGGCAUCAUAAGGCCUUGGAAAGGCAAUUUACCAAGGCUCAAUGGAAGGCCCACAGUACGCAACUUCAGUUGCCUCUAACACUGAAGCAGUCUUGCCUGGAUCUGAGAACUUACCUCAACCAAUAUCAGAACAGUUCCAGAGUUGGUCUUUAGAGGGGGAGGGGCAGCACCAACAGUUUUCCUUCAGGGGUUCCUAUGAUGAACUGUUUACCUUCCCAGGUGUAACAAUGUCAGGGUUGCAAGUUGCGCCCCCUACUAAACAUUUGGCCACAGAGGACAUUCACCCCAAUACCAGCAGGCCUCCACCUGGGGGAAGGGCAGGGUACCGCCUUGUCCCUGAACAUUCAAAACUUUAUUGCUAAGACAAUCUCAAAGCCAUGGCAACUGGCUUCCAACAGGGAGGUCAUUUCCCUCAAGGACUGCCAAUCUACAGCCACAGGUUCAAGCAUCUAUGGACCCAAGGCCAGGCUCCCUCUCAAUAGGAUUCCAUGCAUAGCGCAGAUUCCUUGUGGGGAGACGAUGAUAUGGGAGACCUAGAGUUCUCGGAGGAUGAAUGGCUGUUGCCUUCACCUGAACAGGAGUUUAUUCCAUGCCCAAAGCUCUUUGCUGAAGUGAUCCAAAAGCAAUGGAAUCAACCGGGUUCCUUGACUGCGCCUAGCAGCCAUGACAAAAAGCUUUACUAUAUGGUUCCAGAUUUAGAAGGGAUUUUGCAGCUUCCCUCUGUAGACACUCCGGUUGCUAAUUUGAUGUCUUCCACUGUUUUUUCCAAUGACAUAAUGUAGCUAUUGAAAACGGAGGAUAGGAAAGCAGAAGUAUCAUGCCAAAAAACUCAUUAGGCGGACUCAUGGGCCAACAGGGCCGCAACGUCAGCGUCCUUUUUCAACCGUUCAUCCUUGAUAUGGCUUCACCAAUUACUGGACUGGCUACCACCUGAUGAUACAAGGUUACACCAAGACAUUAAUAAAUUGGUGGUAGCCACCAAAUAUUCUGCUGAUGCAUCCUUGGAUGUGGCGAAAUUCGCUUCAUGGGCUUUGGCAUCAGCCGUGACUUCCCACCGCCUUUUAUGGCUUUGCUAUUGGAAGGCGGAUAUGAAAGUGAAGUGGAGGCUCGUGUUGGCUCCAUACAAGGGGUCCAAUAUUUUUGGGGAAGCAUUAGACCCUUUACUUAUUGAAAACAAAGACAAAAGAAAGGUGCCAUCCACUUGUAGGAAGCCGGAUCGUAGAUAUUCACCUUACUCACAGACAGCCCUUUUGGACUGACUCCAGACCCAGUAGGUCCUAUUUCCAAUGGCCUUACACCCAGGGGUUCGACCGGUCGGCAGAUAGGUCUACAUUCCGGAAUUGGGGUAGACCUCAACCUCCAGCUAAACAGCCAUUUUAUGGGACCGGAAACAGACCUUUCAUGCGUGGCAAGUGACUCCCAGCCCGCCUUCCCCAUUGGCGGCAGACUACAGCAUUUUCACUGUCUAUGGGAAUCAUCUACAACCGACGCUUGGGUUCUCCAAAUGUUGAGGCUAGGCCUCACUUUGGAAUUCCGCUCCAGCCUCCAAACUGUUUCAUACAAUGCCCGGUUUCCCAUCUUCCUAUAAAGAGAGGGUUAAUGGAAGCAGAGAUCCAACAUCUGUUGGCGAUCAGGGCCAUCGAAUCAGUGCCAAAAAAUGAGAAUGCACAGGGUUUUACUCAAUUCUAUUCCUGGUGCCCAAGAGUUCAGGCACCUGCAGAGGGAUCUUGAAUCUCAAGCAACUCAACAAUUUCAUUCUAUACAGACAAUUCAAAAUGCAAUCGGUCAAAGAUAUUUUGGGAUGCAUACAGAGGGGCGAUUUUCGAUAUCGGUGGCCUGAUUUCUGUCCAGCUCCCAACCAUCCACUGGAAAAAAGAUGGCACACCUUGGAUGUCAGGAGGGCCCUCCCCAGGUACAUCAAAAGGAUGGCUUCGUUUCAACAGACUGAAGCUCUUUUUGUGUCCUUUCACCCCUCAUCAAUGGGCAGAAAGGUUUCCUCCACUACGGUGAGCCGUUGGCUGAAGGCCUGUAUUUCAAAAGUGUUUGAGCUCAAGGCUAAGUCUUUACCUGGACAGAUUUUAGCCCAUUCAACUCGGAGCACUGCCACAAUGGUGGCAUGGGCCACGCAGGCCUCCAUCAGUAACAUUUGUAGGGCGGCCACUUGGUCAUCAUUGUCACCAUUUAUAAGAAAUUACAAGUUGGACAGUUAUGCCUCAACUGAGGUGUCCUUUGGACGAUGGGUGUUGCAGUGUGUGCAUUCCACCCAGGAUGCAGGGAUCAGUAAGCCUCCUGCCCAGUGACGAUGAACUUGGGUAUAUCCCAUGCUUGGAUUAUUGAAGCAGCGCACUGGAAAACAGAAGCUGACAUACCAGAACGCACACUUUUGGUGCGCUGUGGGAUAAUUCAAUCCACCCUAUAGGCUUCUAAGUUGGGCCCCAUGGUGGGUUCCUUCUGCUUCCUUUUUAGACACACUGGAUGACUGCAGCUUUGUGAACAAAACUGAAGCUCAGCCAAGCAGAGGAGGCGUGGUCAACAGGAAGGAAAAAAAUCUACAUUCAGUCUCUGGCAAAUAGAUGAGAGAUAACCCAUGCUUGGAUUAUCCCGCAACUGGAUGCAUUUGCAAAGAUAAAAAGGUAACAUCCAAAGGGGGUCCAAAACAAUCUAUCUUUGGUGUUCAAAGAGAGGUUAGAGUUCCAUGCCAGUUUUGCAGAUUUAAACCAAUCAACUUGUUUUCAUUUGGAAGGUUCACAUGCAGGAAUUAACUUUUUCUUCAGAAUCUGUGACCAAUAACUGUACAAACCUCCCCCCACCAUUGAUAAGAUGUCUUGUGUUGACUGAAAACACAAGAAAACCAGGCUAAGAGAGUUGUUUGAAUGUUGCCUUCAUUUUAAUUUUGCUUUAAUGAACAUAAUAGUGUCCGUUUACAGAGCUGAUUAGAGAACAAGUAUAUUAAAAAAUUAAUUGUGGAACUGGACAUGCACUAACCAAGUCAGCCACCCCGAUCUACUACUCCCCAGAUGUUUUAGACUAUACAGUAGUACCUCGGGGCACGAAUGCUUCGGACCACGACAAAUUGGGUGCCGACUGAAAAAUCCACUAAAUGUUUCACUCUGGUCACAAACACAUCCUCGGGUGGCAAUCAAACACAGCCACAGCGAUUUUCCCUUCCGCGUAUUUUUUUUUUCUACACGCAUGCACAGUCAGUCUUGCCUCUGGUCACGACCAAAUCGGAUUGUGACUGAAGUCCUAGAAAUGAUUACGGUCGUGACAGGAGGUUCCACUGUACCCCAAAUCAUCUUAUAUAGCUAGAAGCAAGGGAUUGUAAUCAUUUAGCAUUUGUGGUAGCAAUAUCUUCCUACUUUAAGUAGCAUAUUUACACACAAAGUGCUUUCAUGUAUUUGCCUACCAUAUGCAUAUAUGGUAAUAGAUACAUAUAUAUUAACAAAUAUAUUUUUUAUUCCUACCAGAUAUGUUUGCAAUGCCAGGGCAUUAAUUUACUCAAUAGGACAUUGUGCUAUCUUUUAAAAUAAUGCAAAUUUGUAGAGAAUAUAGGAUGACUCAGAACUUUGCUUUCAGCAUUGCUGUACCUGAUCCCUUGGGAAAUGGGAUUUGAAAGCAAUAUGAUUCCUUAACCUGGCAACUAAGUUCAGAGUUUCAUUUUACUGUGAUCAAUAAUGGAUAUUGACAUAUGCAUUUUUAUGCUAUAAUUCUCUCAAGGCUCAGUCAUUAUUGUUAGUAAUCAGAUAUAAUGGGAACUAUAAUGUAAGAUAUUGUGAAAGAAAAUUGAUAAAAAUAUCAAGUUUCUGAACUGUUAAAUGAAGUUUCAUAAUCAUAUCUUAGAUAAACUAAUGUUCAUGAUAUCAGUUUUAAUAGCUGUGCCCAUUAAAACCUCUUUUUCUAUUUCCUUCUAUGUUACCAUAUAUUGGUGCCUUCUCCAAACAAAUUUACACUACAUUAAAAAUAUUUAAACUUUAACUUCAUUACUAGUGCUUGCAGUGAGCAGCAUGGUUUUACUUCAAUUUUGGUACUGAAAAAUUUAUUCUUCUUAGAGUCCAAGGUAUUCUCAAAAACUUUCUCCAUCGUCACAAUUCAAAAGUAUUGAUCAAUUAUCCUUUUUAAUUGUUAACUUAGUUCUGAUAUAUUAAAUUAAUAAGACUAUGGCUUUGACAAUAGGUAUCUUUGUUAUCAAGAUAUUAUGCUUUGCAAAUUGGACUAUAAAUACUUUAAAUAAUAUCAUAAAAUUUAUAUUUAAUACCAUUGAUAGUUUGCUGUCAGAUAUGCUAUAAUAAACAAAUUCUACUUUAA
Molecule: messenger RNA, 11363 nt
Organism: Ahaetulla prasina
Lineage: Eukaryota; Metazoa; Chordata; Lepidosauria; Squamata; Colubridae
Product: flavin-containing monooxygenase 1-like
Exons: 12
Coding region: 1558-3156 (532 amino acids)
Molecular function (GO): flavin adenine dinucleotide binding; NADP binding; N,N-dimethylaniline monooxygenase activity
Source: RefSeq, a predicted model, not a curated record